Selaginella moellendorffii is the source of this 1061-nucleotide messenger RNA. RefSeq lists its product as uncharacterized. Gene Ontology annotation, biological process: fatty acid metabolic process. The transcript is spliced from 5 exons. The record is from RefSeq and is a predicted model, not a curated record. NCBI's taxonomy places the organism in Eukaryota, Viridiplantae, Streptophyta, Lycopodiopsida, Selaginellales, Selaginellaceae. Gene Ontology annotation, cellular component: chloroplast stroma. The coding region runs from base 1 to 768 and encodes 255 amino acids. Gene Ontology annotation, molecular function: intramolecular lyase activity; fatty acid binding.
AUGCUCAAGUUUGUGGUGGCUUCCUCCGUGCUGGCUGGAGCUGGAUUGCUCCUCCACGCGUCGCCGCCACUCAAAUCACCAUAUAGCUCAAGCACAGGUGGAGCGCCUUUACCUUCUUCUUCUUCGUUUUCCAGGGGUCGCUACUACCGACCAUUCUUUGCAAGGCCUGCUUUUGCCGAGGAGCUCAAGUCUUCCUCGUCUUACCCAAGAUCGGCUACCGUUGUCUCUUCUCGGCCUCGGAGUCAGGGAAAAGAAGAUUGCCUUUGUUGCUGUGAAAGCCUAUGCAGUGGGAUUUUAUGCGAACAAGGAACAGCUCCCAAACGACUGGGACAAGAACUUUUUGGUCGAAGGUUGGCCUUUUAUUCUUUUGUUUGUCCAUGGAAAGCGCACACUCAAACUUUUGCAGGAGCAUUUGAGAAGGGCCUGGUGGUCAAGCUUGCGCGUGACGUCAGUGGUGCACUUUUCUCGUCAGCCUUGAAUGACGAACUCAAGCCUCGGCUAAAAUCAUCACCCGAGGGCGAGAAAAUCCUUUCCGAAUUUGGGAAGCUCUUCCAGAACCGGAAGCUGAAAAAAGGUACAACAGUCUACUUCACUUGGAUCCAACCUGAUACUCUCUACGUUGGAGUAUCAGAUGGCGAAACUCCUGCGACUCCAAACUCUACGUUUGUCUCUGGAUUCUUUGCAUCAAGACUCUUCGAUGUUUACUUGGGAGAGAAAUCGGUCUCACCGUCACUCAAGGCUUCCAUAGCUGAUCAUCUUCAUGUAUGAGAGACAAUACCAAUUGGAGCUUCAGCGAACGGUGAUGGGAGCUUGAACAGCAGUGAAAGACACAAGUGUAUAAUCCACUCUGUGGAAAGCUGAAAGUUUCUUGUUUAGGUACCUUUGUACGUUCUAGACUCCAGUUCACUGACCACGAGAGUGUUCGCUUAGGAUGUGAUCCCUAAGUUUGACACUAACGGCCUUUUGGAUACUGGAUUCACUAGAGCUUGAGAAAGAGCCCUCUUCAACAAUAUUGGUGGAGUAGCUGUCAAGACUUUUAAGAGAUAUAAGUCCCAAGAGCU